AUGACGUUCGAGCUCACGCCGCAAAUCAUCGACUGGAUGGUGGCGAACACGGACGUCUCGAGCCAAAGCACGGGCGCCCAGCCCGUCCUCCAGGUCCUCGAGGUCCGGGAGAUGAAGCCCGCGAGCAGCGGCAGCCCCCCGCGCUGGACCAUGCAGCUCUCGGACGGCACGAGCUCCGCCCGCGGCGUCGUCGCCGCCCAGAUCGUCGAGAAGGUACACAACCAGGAACUCAGUAAGUUCUCGGUCAUCAAGCUGACGAACUGGAUGAUCAACAACCUCAAGGGCAAGCUGAUGAUCAUCGUGGUCGGGUGCGAGUACGUCGGCAACCCGGGCCACCAGAUCGGCAGCCCGCAGCCCGUACGGGAGCUUGGUGCCGGCGCCCCCGCACCUGCCCCCGCACCCGCCCACGGCGGCUACGGGCAGCCCGCUGGCGGGCCCGGCGGCUACGGGCAGCCCGUUGGCGGGCCUGGAGGCUACGGUCAGAGCGCAGACUUCGGCGCGCAGCCGCAGAAGUUCCAGAAGACGGGCUCCGGUCCGACGGCGCGGCUGGACCCGACGGUGCGCAUCAUGCCGAUCAAGAACCUGAACCCGUACCAGAACCGCUGGACCAUCAAGGCGCGCGUCACCAGCAAGUCGGACAUCCGGCGGUUUCACAACGCGCGCGGAGAGGGCAAGCUCUUCUCGUUCGACCUCCUCGACGAGCAGAGCGGCGAGAUCCGCGUCACCGCCUUCGGGGAGCAGGUCGACAAGCACUUCGACACCGUCCAGGUCGGGAGCAUCUACCGGCUGUCGAAGGCGAGCCUGAAGCCCGCGAAGAAGCAGUUCAACCACCUCAACAACGACUACGAGAUUUCGCUGGAGCGCGACUCGGUCGUGGAGCUGUGCCCCAACGAGGACGGCGCGGCGAUCCCGGAGAUCUCGUUCAACUUCAAGCCCAUCGCGAGCCUCGCCGACGUGCCCGCCGGCGACGUCGUGGACGUCGUCGGCGUCGUGGAGGCCGCAAUGCCCGCGACGCAGAUCACGCGGCGCGACGGGUCGCCGGCGGACAAGCGCUCGAUGACGAUCAAGGACUCCUCGGGCGCGUCGAUCGAGCUCACGCUGUGGGGCAAGUUCGUGGAGACCCCGGGGGGACAGAUCGAGGCGGACGUCAGCUCCGGCGCGCGCCCCGUGGUGGCCAUCAAGGCCGUCAGGGUCGGGGACUUCAACGGCAAGAACCUGUCCACGAUCGGCUCGUCGAACAUCCUCCUCAACCCGGAGAACGAGCCCGCCGCGCAGGCGCUCCGCGUGUGGUACGACCAGGGCGGCAGCGCUGCCGCGGCGACCGCGCUGUCCGGCGCCGGCGGCCGCAUGGGCGCGUCCGGCACGGGCAAGGGCCGCUGCGACCUCGCGAUGCUCCAGGAGGAGCGCUACGGCACGAACGUUCCGGGCGGCCGGGCCGAGUUCGUCACCGUCAACGCCAUUGUCAACUUCAUCCGCAGCGAGAACAUGAUGUACGCGGCGUGCCCGCAGCUCCGCAACGGCCGCCCCUGCAACAAGAAGGUCACGCCGAACGACGAGACCGAGGGCAGCUACUACUGCGAGGCGUGCCAGGCGGCGUGCACGCCGUGCUGGCGCUACAUCCUCGGGCUCUCGAUCGCUGACCACACGGGCCUGCAGUGGGUCACCGCGUUCCAGGAGUCCGCGGUCGGCCUCCUCGGCGUCGAGGCCGGCGACCUGCGCGUCCUCGAGCAGGAGGACCCCGACCGCCACGCCGCGGCACUGCGCGCCGCCUCGUUCCAGAAGCUGCGCUUCAAGCUCAAGUGCAAGCUCGACGAGUACCAGGGCGAGCAGAAGCAGAGGGUCGAGGUGUUCUCCGCGGACCCCGUCGACUGGGUGAAGGACGCCAAGGAGUACAUCGAGUUCAUUCGUCGCGCGGAGGCCGGCGAGAAGGUGUUUUUGGGGCCGACGCCGCCCGGGGGACAGGGCGCGGGCCGCGGGUCGCUCGGCGGCAGCGGCGGCGGGCGGUACUCGGCGGGGGCCGGCGGGUACGGCGGCGCGCCGGCGGCGGGCGGCGGCGGGAUGUAUGGCGGCGGCGGCGGAGGGUACGGCGCCCCGCAGGCGCAGACGUACGGGCAGCCGGCGGGCGUGGGCGCGGGGAUGGGUAACCCGCUGUGGUAG
Messenger RNA from Pedinophyceae sp. YPF-701, 2157 nucleotides. The record is from the annotation of a GenBank genome assembly. NCBI's taxonomy places the organism in Eukaryota, Viridiplantae, Chlorophyta, Pedinophyceae.